AUGAAAAGAACUUGAAAGCCUGGAGCAUUGUGUUACGGUUCGCUGAGUGUCUCCAGCACGGAACAAAACUCCACUGCUCUCGUUAUUUGGGAACAUGCUGAAGCUGCUGACAGCAGAUUUAAAUCAACGAUGACGACAGCCACACCACUGCUCUAUACCACUCAGUUCUCAGAAAACGACACGAAUUCUCAAGAACAAAGUCUCUAUCAAAGUAAGAAAAAUAUUGGGGUGGUUUGCUGCCAUGUAGUAGGAGUGAUUAUUAUUUUUUACAGUGGUUCUGCUCAUAUGAAAACAUAUAACAGACGCAUGAGAGUGAAGCGGGAGCUGGAACCAAAACCCACCAAACCAGGAAUGCCGCCUGCUUUUAGUGGCCAGCACAGAAACAGCAUGUCUCCGCAUCCCACGGUGACCUUCAUACCUGUGGACAUCCACAUGCAAAACAGAUAACUGGGAAUGCCUCGCUCUCCACCCACCCGGGGGGGGCUAGAGAAAUGGAAUCCUAAUUUACAUGGCCCUGGGACUUCUCAGCAAAACUACACUGCAUUUGGAAUAGUGACAGCUGUCAUUUUGUCUAUAGGUUUUAAUUAAUCUUAUUUUCUCUCUUUGAGAGGAAAAAGCAAAGGUCUGAACACUUUUUGUACAACUGAAAUCAACUGGUGGAGGCAUACAAACAAUCAGAAAUGCAGGGAGACUUCUUAUGGAGCUCUGGAUAUGCAGAGAUCAAAUAAACCGAGCCCAUUCCGGGGAAGAACAGAUGCACACUUCUACAUUGUGGAGCUUUGCUGUUUGGAGAGUUUGAGCUGUUUCUGUUCUGCAGUGACUGAUGAUGAACUGGAAGAAAAAUCGGGACACGCUAGCUACAACUCAGGUUGAACCUGAGUUUGUUCUGAUUUAUGUGAAGCAGGUUUGUAGUCUAUUUUACAUAUAGUGGAUGGUGCAGAAAGUAUCAACAUUUUACUUCUCUUUACUCAUUUUUUCUGUUUCUAAUGCUCCAUACAUAUGGGUUUAGAUGAAAAAGUUACUUAUUUUCAAGUAUUUGUAAAAUAUUUCUAUAAACUUGGUAUCCUGUCCCUUUCCAAACAAAUUCAGUGGCUAAAGGUGUUCACUCUCAUGCCAAGAAUUGCUUCAGGUUUGUUACUGGAGUUAUAUUAGAACGUUUUGUCUUACACAGAAUCUGAGCAAGCAAGGCUUUAUACAGCUAAUUUUGCACAACUUGCACCCUGACAUGCUUUUUUUCUCUAAUGCAGACUAGACUUGAACUAUUUUUAGAUUACUUUUUUCCUAGAAAGCAACCGAAAGUGGUGCUGUUUGCAAGUGUGAUGAUGGUGGGUGUACAGUCAUGCAACAAAGAAAUUCCCGAGGAUAUUCACAGCCCACUGAGUGUGAACACACAGCAGCAUUGUCCAACAUUCAGUGGCCAAUUGUCUCAAGGGUGCACACAGAAGCAGCGCUGAAACACCGGCUGAUGGGACAGAUGGGGAGGGUUAGGAAGAAUAUCGAGGAGUUAAACUCUGUUUUUAAAGAGAAGUAUAUGAGGCUCUGAGAAACAGCCACAUCUCUUUGACACACACAUCUUACAUUUUACAGCAUCGCUUCACUGGAAUGGCUGGAUGGAUAUGCGAAGCAAAUGCAGCAGCACAGAGCAGUCUGGA
Cuculus canorus (common cuckoo) is the source of this 1652-nucleotide messenger RNA. RefSeq names its product non-compact myelin associated protein (gene NCMAP). Lineage: Eukaryota; Metazoa; Chordata; Aves; Cuculiformes; Cuculidae. Gene Ontology annotation, biological process: peripheral nervous system myelin formation; regulation of myelination. Gene Ontology annotation, molecular function: structural constituent of myelin sheath. The record is from RefSeq and is a predicted model, not a curated record. Gene Ontology annotation, cellular component: Schmidt-Lanterman incisure; paranode region of axon; plasma membrane.